Messenger RNA from Frankliniella occidentalis (western flower thrips), 2832 nucleotides. RefSeq names its product probable actin-related protein 2/3 complex subunit 2 (gene Arpc2). The coding region runs from base 71 to 976 and encodes 301 amino acids. The record is from RefSeq and is a predicted model, not a curated record. Lineage: Eukaryota; Metazoa; Arthropoda; Insecta; Thysanoptera; Thripidae. Gene Ontology annotation, cellular component: actin cytoskeleton; Arp2/3 protein complex. Gene Ontology annotation, biological process: Arp2/3 complex-mediated actin nucleation; actin filament polymerization. Gene Ontology annotation, molecular function: structural constituent of cytoskeleton; actin filament binding. The transcript is spliced from 7 exons.
GUGUGUCAGCGGUCAGCAGCAGUGGACUCGCCCAUUUGUAUUCGUGCGAAACCUAUGUUUCUUGUUCAAAAUGAUUCUUCUCGAGAUAAAUAACAGAAUAGUGGAAGAAACGCUUACAUUGAAAAUAAGAAAUGCUUUAGCGGGGCACAAACAAGAAUCAACUGAAAUUCUUGCUGCAGACUUCGAUGGUGUUCUUUUUCAUAUCACCAAUGUAGGCGGUGACAAGAGUAAAGUAAGGGUUAGCAUUUCUCUCAAGUUUUACAAACAACUCCAAGAGCACGGGGCUGAUGAAUUACUUAAAAGAGAAUAUGGUUCUCUCUUAACAGAACCUGAAGAUGGAUAUAAUGUAUCUGUUCUUGUGGACCUAGAAAAUAUUCCUCAAGAUUGGGAAGAUAUGGUCAAAAAGAUUGGACUGUUGAAAAGAAAUUGUUUUGCUUCAGUAUUUGAGAAAUAUUUUGAAUUCCAAGAGCUUGGAGAAGAAGGACACAAAACAGCUGUUAUCAAUUACAGAAAUGAUGAGACUAUGUAUGUGGAAGCCAAAGCAGACAGAGUGACUGUUGUUUUCAGUACUAUUUUUAAGGACAAGUCAGAUGUGGUAAUUGGCACGGUAUUCAUGCAAGAGUUUAAAGAAGGCCGUAAAGCAAGUCACACCGCGCCUCAAGUAUUAUUCAGUCAUCGGGAACCUCCUAUGGAACUUGCUAACUCUGGUGCAAGGGUUGGAGAAAAUAUUGGGUACAUUACAUUUGUUCUGUUUCCAAGGCAUACAAACAGGACAACCAGAGAUAACACCAUUAAUUUGAUUCAUAUGUUCAGAGAUUACCUUCAUUACCACAUUAAAUGCUCAAAGGCUUAUAUUCAUUCUCGAAUGAGGGCAAAGACAUCAGACUUCCUGAAGGUUCUCAACAGAGCACGACCGGAACCCAAAAAUGUGGAGAAGAAAACAAUAACGGGACGAACGUUUAUAAGAAAAGAAUAAUUCAUUGUCCUUUAUUCUAAGACUUAUUUGCUGUGUGUGGAUUGGUGGAGGGUCUACCCUCUGACUUGCAGUGUUCUCAGCAAGCUGUGAUAGUAGCGCUCCUUGCACAAAGACCUGCCAUAUCGUGACCAUUCACCCUUAUCUGAGGUGGCCUACAUUAAGUAUGAGCUUUGUCCUUAACACCAUCUAAACCCAGUUGUUAUUAUUAUUACUAUUAUUAUUAGCCACUUUAUUAUAGAGAGAUUGUUACUUGAACUAUUAAUUCAUAUAUGAUGUACUGUUUGUGAUGUCUUCUUUCCAUAACUGUAAAUCUAAUCAUCCCAUCAAAUUUUUAAACGUAUUGAUGCAUAGCGAAUUUAUUACAAAUUUAGAUUAAUUUUUCUUUGGCUAAUCAAUCAGCAAAGCAACAUUCUCAUACAAAUUUGAAAGUAGUACUUGUUGUUUUGAAAUUUUUCACUGCCUGGACUCAUAAAUCAAUCUAGAAUGAAUCUGAAUCAUCAGACUCAGACUAUGAAUAUUGUGAUUUUCAGAUGAGCAAAAGUGUCAUUCAAAAUGCUCAUAUCACAAAAAUUGUUCAGAUGUUAAUUACAUGCUGAUGAUUUUGAACAAUGUUAUUUAUAGUUCUAUUUUUGUACUAGUGCUAGAUGUGCAUCUGACAUUACUCCAUUUUGGAGAUUUUUUUCUUCUUUUUUUUUUGUGCUAUGCCCAAGUAGGAGUACCAGAGAGCUUUUAAUAUUUUUAAAUGUAUUCUAAGCAUAUAGUAAUUUAGUUCUGUGCAUUUUCAUCAUGAAGGUGUGCUGCUUGCUCUUUUCCAAGGGGCUCAGCGUUUUUUUAUUGUUCUUUUGUUCUGAAAGUAUAACAUAUUUCUAAGAGCUGAAUAUUGUUGUAUUUAUUUGUAAUUGAUUUUUGUUCCUAGUCUAAUGAAUUUCUUAUAUUUCUGCAGUUCCCUCUGUUUUAUUUUCAGUUUCUUGGGUUUAGUAAAUAGUGAGUACCAUGAAGGUUCAGUAUCACAGCAAUCAAAUUUUUGACUGAGAAUUUCAUUAAUUCCAUGUUAUGUGUUGUGUCCCGCUGGUACGUUUUUUUUUCAACUUUUUUUUAAAUUUAUUUAUUGUAUUGCCACUCUUUGAUAUCUUCAAAAUUGAUUCUGUAGGCAAUAAUUGGUGGCUAAAAUAUGUCUUCCUUUUACGGCUUCACCAACAAAAUUAUUUGUUAAACUAACAAGUGUUUUUUCUGUCUAAUUUGGUUCAAGGUACUUGUGAACAAAUUCUUUGAAACCAAUUGAAGACUGUCUUUGAACGUGUGCAGUCACAAUAACUUGUAUUUCUUACUGAGUGAGUUGGUUAGUUUUACGCAAUUUGUAUCAUAUUCCUGCUCUGACCAUCCUAAUUUUGAAUUAAGUGUCCAACUAAUAAGUUAAAAGACUACUCAAUCUACAGCAUUACUCUGCUCCUUCACAGUUUAGUCUUGUAUUAUAUCUGCCAUUUAAUUUUGUUAUUUGUGAUGGUACUUAAUUUUCAUAAGUCAGGUACAAUUGCAUGUUGAAUGGCUGGAGUAUGACAGUCUUCUAUAUUAAACUUCUAGAAAGGGAAGUAUGAAUGUGGUUAGAAAUUUGUUUUUAUGAACUCAGUUAUUUCGUAAUACUUCAAGCUCAAAGAGUUUUAGACUUUAAAUUGGCUCACAACUAAGUGAUUUUACUGUGGAAAUUUUCGUAAAUUACCAUGUUCUGAAAAUAAUGUUACACAGUUCGAUUACAUUCAAAAGUUUUCACGUCUAUUGAGGUGCGCUUGAAAACUAAAUAAACCAGAGAGCAUGUCUAUCUAGUUAAAUAAAAUCACUUGUACGUUGUGUUUGUGCAA